Molecule: messenger RNA, 2863 nt
Organism: Meloidogyne enterolobii
Lineage: Eukaryota; Metazoa; Nematoda; Chromadorea; Rhabditida; Meloidogynidae
Source: the annotation of a GenBank genome assembly
UGUAAAAGAAUCGAAAAUGUUUUCUUCUUUAAAAAGAGCCAAUUAUAACGUAAUUGAGGAAGUUGAGGACGAAAACGAGCCUGGAACUCUAAAAAGUAUGGAACUCGGCAGAGUUACCGAUAUAAAAUUAAUCGAGGAGGAGGAGGUUGAGGAGGAAUGUCAUCAACAUUUUGAAUCAUCAGCACCUCCUAUUCAUCACGGUGUUGCUGUUUCUUUUAGUGGUAAAGGAGAUGCAGAAUUGCAAGCUUCUAGUGAUCCAGCUGCUGAAUGGGAUCAUAUUAAAGACGUUGACCAGUUUUUUGCCUACAUCUACGAGUAUUACCAACAACGGGGCCUUACUUGCAUUGCCCUCCGUUCUUUAUUUUCUCUUUUACGUUUUGCAUUUGUUGUUCUCUUUUCUACAUUUUUGGUCAAUUGUGUUGACUACGAUAAUGCUUUCAUUCCCCGUUGCUAUGCCCGCAUAAAUCCUUUAAUGUCACUGGCGCUGUUUUUAGCUGCCCUUUUUUGGUUGGCACAUCUUUUUCGAAUUUUUUGUCGACUUGUACAGUUUUCUGAGAUUCGGCGAUUUUUUAUUAGUCAAUUGGAGAUUGCUGAUUCUGAAAUGCAAAAUUUGACAUGGGCACAGGUCGUUGAACGUUUGUGUGGUGUCCAAAAAAGAUUACAUUUAAUCGUCAACCGUGAGGCUAUCACUCCUUUGGACGUUUGCCAACGGAUUUUACGACACAAAAAUUAUUUUGUGGCGCUUGUAUAUUAUAAUAUUCUCCCUCCAAGAAUUCGCCUUCCCUUCUUUGGACAUGUCCAUUAUUUAUCAAAUGGAUUACGAUUUAAUUUGGAAUGGCUUUUAUUUUGGGGACCUUGGAGUCCUUGGAAAGGCCCUUAUGCACUUAAAGAUGAAUUUAAGGAUCCUGCAAAGUUGCCAAUGAUUGGCAAGUUUUUUAAAUUUAUUUUUGGAGUUAUUUUUUAUUGUAGGCAAAGAAUUGCUGUUAAUUUACCGUUUCCUUAUUUUUGUGUUCGGCAACUCCAACGAACUCUAACAAUAAUGUCUAUUACAAAUUUAAUAUUCUUCCCAUUUGUAUUUGUUUACCAAUUACUAUUUUCAUUCUUUUCUUAUUCUGAACAUUAUCAGCGAGAUCCAAAUGUUUUUGGAAUGAGAAAAUAUUCAAAUUAUGGAAGAGAAAAACUUCGUCAUUUCAAUGAAAUGGAUCACGAAUUGGAUGCUCGUUUAAAUAAAAGUUAUGAAUUUGCAGCUCGUUAUACAGACCAAUUUAUUUCUCCAUUGACCCAAAUUAUUGCGAGAAAUAUUGCUUUUGUGGCUGCUUCUUUUUUUGUUGUUUUGUGUGCUUUAACAGCUAUUGAUGAAGAUACUUUGAAGAUUGAACAUGUAACAACAAUACUUUCAAUAACCGGUGGGGCUGUCCUAAUCUCUCGUAUUUUUAUCCCAAAAGAAAAUAUGGUUUUUUGUCAACAUCUUUUAAUGCAACAAAUUGUUGCAAAUAUUCAUUAUGCGCCUCGUUCUUGGCUUGCAAAUGCGCAUUCUACUGAAAUUCAUAAAGAAUUUGUACAAAUUUUUCGAAUGAAAACAGAAUUGUUGAUAGAAGAAUUAUUGAGUCCUUUCCUUUCCCCUUUUAUUCUUUAUUUUUGUGUAUGGAAACGAGUACCAGAAAUUGUUGUGUUUUUACAUGAAAAUACAGUCACUUUAGAAGGUCUCGGUGAUGUUUGUUCACUUGCUCAAAUGAAUAUUGCCCGUGAUGGAGAUACCCGACUUGUAUCAUUAAAUCAAUCUGUUUGUGUUGAUGAUAAUGAAAAUAAUAAGAAUAAAGUUUCAACAAGACGAAGAAGAACACCUUGUGGUAAAGUAGAAUUGUCUCUUUUAAAUUUUGCUACUCAAAAUCCUGAUUGGGUGCCUAGUGGGCCUGAAGCUGAAUUUAUUGCGAAUGUUAAGGAUUUGGUUUCGACAGAAGUUUUUGGAAUUUUGGAAAAUAUGGAAAAUCAGCGUUUAUUAUAUCAAAGAUCGAAUAAUAAAAGUGUUGUUUUACCAACUAACGCAGAGAAAAAUUACCCUUUAACUAUGCAAAAGUCAUCUGAUGAGAAUGUGACUCCAACAACUAGUCAACAACAACCUGGCCCGGUUUUGGCAGAACAAAAGGAGGAAGAGACAUUUACCGGUGUUGGAGGGCCUCCCUCAGCUUCACAAAUUGAAAGACAACGUCAAUUACAAGAACAAUCCCUUGCCAACAUUUUAAGUAACAGUUCUUCUGGAAUGUUAACAACAUCAAUCCAUUCACAAUUAAAUUUACAACAACAACAUCAAAUGUUACUUGCUUCUAGUUUUAUAGCCCCAGCUUCAUUAUCUGCAACAGUACAACCACGGACUGAACAAGAAAACAAAGCAACAGAAAUGUCACUUAAUGCAUUAGCAAUUAACCAUAUUCUUGCAAUAAAUACAAAUCCAAAUGAAUUAAUUCAACAACAACAAAAUGCUCGUUCUCGUUAUAAUAAAAAUAAUCGUGGUUAUGGUUCUAUUCGUAAUAAAGGAGGAAUAAUAACAGAAACUCAACCAAUUUUGGAUAGUAUGGCAGAAAGUAAUAUUUGGGGAGUUCCUGAUUUGACAGCAACAAGUCGUUUAAAUAAUUUAUUUACUUCUUCAAUUAAUUCGUCUUCAAUGUUAUUGGGAGGAGGAGAAAGAGGGGGGAAUUUUAAAGGAAGAAAUGAAAGGGAAGAAGAAGAAGAAAUGAAACAAAUAAAUAAAACAAAAGAGAAUCAACCAACAACAUCAACAACAACAAGUUUAUCAAUAACAGCACCACCUCCACCACCUUUACAACCUUUUUAUGUUGAUGAUAAAAAAGUAAUGAAGAAAUAA